This is a messenger RNA of Melitaea cinxia (Glanville fritillary), 899 nucleotides long. RefSeq names its product lysM and putative peptidoglycan-binding domain-containing protein 2 (gene red). The record is from RefSeq and is a predicted model, not a curated record. The transcript is spliced from 4 exons. Lineage: Eukaryota; Metazoa; Arthropoda; Insecta; Lepidoptera; Nymphalidae. Bases 27 to 716 code for a protein of 229 amino acids.
UUGGGUUUUUUGUUAUUCAUGUGAUCAUGUCAUUUUGUUUUACGUCAAAAAUGGAGGAGGAUCGUCUUUUUGAUGAACGAAUUUCAAUUCGGGAAUCUGCUCGUCCUUUAAAAAAAUAUGGGAGCACAUGCAACCAUAUGAAAAGGAAUGAAGAGUUUAUUAAACACGUCAUGGCGAAAGGUGACACAUUACAAGGGAUCGCUUUGAAAUAUGGUGUUACUAUGGAGAAAAUUAGGCGAGCGAACCGUUUGUUUGCGUCGGACAGUUUAUUCCUGAGAGAAUAUUUGUUGAUUCCUGUGACCAAAGAUUCCCCAUUUUACGAAAACGGUGAAAGAGUCUCAGAACUAGCUCCGCCAAGUCAUCGUGCCUCUAUAGCUGGCAUGCCAACGAGAGAUUUUUCACCGGGGAGUCCAGACGAAAAAGAGACUUUUGAUAAUUUUCUCAACAGACUGGACUCAUCUAUUGCUAAUAUCAAGAAGCACGUAGAAAAAACUAAGGAGAACAGUGAGUUCGUGAAAGAUCUAGAAGAUGGCUUCGUGAGACAUCGGCCGACGGCUCGUCUCCGGCAGUCGGCGUCGAUGGGCGCGUCGACGUCUUAUAACGAGGUCAUCCCGCCGCCCUUACCGCCGCCGCCCUCCGCCCUGACGCAGGGCAGGAGGGUGGACAGCUCCCUGAAACGCCUGGAGAGGGCGCACGAUGAUCUGUUCCAGUUGUAGCGGCCGAGGCAGCGCAGAUAUGCGCGAUUAGAGUGAGUGAUACAUCGUCACUGGAGUCCAGUCAUCGAGGGUAUCGCCUACUGGAAUUAUUCAAACUCGAAGUGUAUGAACUGAAUACGCUUGUUGAGUUCCACGCGAGGUCACGGCGAGUGAUAUUAGAUAAUAAAUAAUUGUAAAUUAUGA